AUGUUCCUUUUUCUGUUAGUUCUUGCACUUGUGCGCAGAGGUGAGUCGGGAGAUGGGGUCCAGCUAAAUAAAUGUCUUGAUCCUAGCACUGUCCCAAUCGCUCGUCCACUGCCAUCUCCAUCAGCUUGCAAAGAUAAAAAUCCAGUUAUUUGCAAUGCCAUUUUCUCUGUCCGAUCAGGCGCUGUGGUAAAUAAUGCAGUUGCAAAUGGCCAAUGUCCGGAUACUGGUCAAGCGAACUGUGGACAAUUGUUAUUAGCUGGCUUAAAUUGUAAUAAUGAAUUCAUGAAACAGAACUGUAUGGCAACUUGCCGCAUAACAACUUGUUUGGCGAGAACAACAGCAGCAUCUGCUUGUUCGGAUGAACGAGUCGACUGUGCACAAUUGGCAUCGUUUUGCAAUACUGCACCAUAUUCUACAGUAUUGACUCAACAAUUGUUAUAA
Messenger RNA from Dracunculus medinensis (Guinea worm), 441 nucleotides. The record is from the annotation of a GenBank genome assembly. NCBI's taxonomy places the organism in Eukaryota, Metazoa, Nematoda, Chromadorea, Rhabditida, Dracunculidae.